Messenger RNA from Oncorhynchus mykiss (rainbow trout), 1846 nucleotides. The record is from RefSeq and is a predicted model, not a curated record. Lineage: Eukaryota; Metazoa; Chordata; Actinopteri; Salmoniformes; Salmonidae.
CCUAAAGAUCCCACUGUUGAUUAUUACUUACACUUAUUUGGGCUUUUCAGACUGCACGUUCAGAGCUGUGCCUGCUAUGAUCAUGUUGUUUGGACCAUGGUGGCCCAAAGGCUCAUUGAAGCUCUUUAGCAUCGGAAAUCAAUGAUGGGAGAUCGAUGGUGGAAUGUUUUUGACAGCCGGACCAUAGUGCUAGGAAAAGGGGUCAUGCAAUCGUUAGUCUGUCUGGUGAAUUCUGGUGGAGAGAUCAGAGCUGAACUGGUUUCAGUUGAAAAGUUGGAGGGGAGAAAAUGCCAGACUUUUCUGAGGAAGGGCUGGACCACUACCUACUGAAUCAAGUGAGGAUCAUAUGCUGCUACGUAGUGUGUGGGUGUUGUGGUUAUCCUGUGUGUUGAUUAUCGUGUAUGUGUGUAAUUGUGGUUCUGUGUGUGAGGUGGACCUGCGGCACCGUACAGUCAGCAGGCGUGUUGAGGAGGUUCUGACGGUGCUCAGAGAUCUGACCACUGAGGUCAGCAAGAAAGACGGACGCUUCCAGUCCAUCGCCCACGCUGGAGUCAACAACGAGAACAUCAAGGACCAGCCUGCCAUGGUGUCUAAAUGGGCAGCCCUCCUGAGAGGCAGAUGUUCCUUCAACCCAGCCAUCCAGGUCCUGACUUCCAGCCUAGUUUUGGUCAGUGUUCCGGUGAGGGGGUUGAUUGGAUAUCAUCAGCAUGUGGCUCGUCAGUGGAGGUACUAUUCUCUGACUGGCUCCAUUCUCCCCACUCCUGUCCGCGAGCCAGAGAAACUCCACCAAUGGCUGGAGCUGGAGAGCUUCACAAGCCCCGCCCAGGACUGGCAGGAUGCCAAAGUGUGUGUUGAGGGAGACAUUGUACCGGCCAAGGUGGUCAGUCUCUUCAGAGAACAACUAGAGACCGCCAUACUGACCUGCAGCUUCAGUGGUAAGGUCAGCAUCUUGGAGUCUGUGGGUUCGGUAGUGCGUGUUGCCAUAGAGACGGUGGAGGGUGUGAUGGAGGCAGAACUUGUUCCCACUGUGGAGCUGAUCAACUAUUGGCCGAAGAAGGCCCGCUGGCCCCGCCUUCUGCAGCGCUGGCCAACCACAGAGAGAGCUCGCUGCAUCAAGUCGUUUGGGUUUAACCUCAUGGCAACGUCUAAUUACCACUGGCUGUUGUCGUUCUCACGGGCGGAGCAGGCAUUGCUAGUGGCCGUUGAUGAGGACGGUGGUUGCCGUAGGAAGUGUUACCGUGUUGUCAGACAGCUGAAGGAGGACACCUGGUGUCCCGGCACCAAGCCUGUCAUCACAGCCUUCCACCUGCAGACUCUGUUGUUCUGGUGCUGUGAGAAGUUUCCAUGUGGGCGUGACUGGCGCUGUGUAAAGGAGUGUGUGCUGCGUGUAGCCAGGAAGCUGUUGAAGUGUGUGAGCCAGCGCUACCUGAGACACUACUUUGUCCGCUCCUACAACCUGCUGAAAUACAGUAACACCACAGAGUUAGACCACACAGCCCAGAAGAUCAAUGACUUUAUAGCCAACCCCAGCCUAUAUGUCCACUAAACACUGAUUAUUAACACCAAUUCUAGCAUGAUGUUUUUAUUGCUACUAUUCUUGUCUAUCCUAAUGUUGCAAACACAAAAUGAAUACAAGGUUGUGUUCAGUAGGGCACAGCCUACCAAAACAUUUGUAGCAGUAGCUUUUUACUUAGUCAAAUUCCUGUACAUGCAAAUGUCUUUGGUGAAUAAAGAUGAUUCUGAUUCACAGCAUAGCAAAACAUUUUACAUCAGGUAAUGAACAUCCUUAUUGAACAAGUCAAAAGUUUUUUAUUCUGUACCUAAAUAAAGUAGUUUUCUUAUAUUG